UCUGGUUGCUGAGAGGUGAGGACGUGCGAUUUGAGAGAAGGCGAGGCUUGGAGAUUGUGCAAUCUACAUUUAGAGGGCGAUUGGAUUCAUAAGAUAUUUUCUAGUAUAGAAGUAAGCCCCCCCUGAUGUUAGAAAAAAUGCUAGCGGGCGUGAGCAGAUGUUCGGGGGUGAGCGAGCGUGCCCGCGGCGUUGUAGCGGCGACGGCAGCGGCGUGGCAGAGGUGUAGCAGGUGCGUGUCCAGCAAUGAUGUGGAUACCUUCAGAGAUACCGCCACGAUGCGAAUGCCCAACGGAGUAAAGCAAAGCCCAGGACUGUUCAGCGCCGAGGAGGUGGAGGGACGAGUGAAUCGCCUGCGUCACCACAUGGAGCAAGAGGGUCUAGCUGCCUGCCUCUUCACUUCCAUCCACAACGUCAAUUAUUACACAGGAGGGUUCACCUACUGCGCCUUCGGACGACCUUACGGAUUGCUGGUAACACCUGAAAAGCACGUCACUAUAUCAGCACUGAUUGACGGCGGGCAGCCCUGGCGACGCUCUCCACAGGACAACAUAAUCUACACAGACUGGAAGAAAGAUAACUACUUCAGGGCUGUGACAGAGGAGCUCGGGACAACCAAGGGGAAGGUGGGGGUGGAGGAGGACCACCUGAGCGUGGAGGGGUGGGCCAAGCUACAGCACCACCUCCAGGGUGCCACUCUCACUGAUGUAUCUCAGGCCGUCAUGAGGAUGAGGAUGAUUAAGAGCAAAGAGGAAAUCGCAGUUCUCAAGAACAGCACAGCCACAGCAGACCUGGGCGCGUGGGCGUGUGUUGAUGCACUGGGCGAAGGAGUGCCGGAGUACGAGGUGGCUUUUGCUGGCACGCAGGCCAUGGUGCGCCGCAUUUCGGAACUCUACCCUGACAGUGAACUUAUGGACAUAUGGGUGUGGUUCCAGUCUGGAAUAAACACAGAUGGUGCCCACAACCCAGUCACCACCCGCAGGAUACAGAAGGGUGACAUCAUCUCUUGCAACACCUUCCCGAUGAUUGCAGGGUAUUACACUUCUCUGGAGAGGACUUUCUUCUUGGAUCACUGCAGUGAUGCACACCUCAAGGUAUGGGAAGGUAACAUUGCAGUUCACAAGCGAGGCCUGGAACUCAUUCGUCCAGGAGCCAAGUGUUCUGAAAUUGCCCAUGAACUGAAUGAACUCUACGCACAGCUUGGUCUCCUUAAGUAUCGCAUGUUCGGCUAUGGUCACUCCUUCGGGGCGAUGUGCCACUACUACGGACGUGAGGCAGAUCUUGAGCUGCGGGAGGACAUUGACACAGUACUGCAGCCUAACAUGGUGGUGUCAAUGGAGCCUAUGGUGACUGUCCCCGAGGGACAACCAGGAGCAGGGGGAUACCGGGAACUUACAAUUCUGGUAAUCCAUGAUGAUGGAUCAGUUGAAAACAUAACAGGCUUCCCCGUUGGACCAAAUCACAACAUCUUCAAGAAAUAAAGAGGAGAUGAAAGAAACCCUUCUGAUAUCACUGGACUCAAAAAAAAAAGAAAAAAAAAAAGGAUUUUUAUUUUUAUUUUUUUACACACGCACACAUAUACAGUUGGUUUAUUGACAAAAAAAAAAAAAAAAAACACGUGAGUUACAGCAGCAGGAGACAAAUACUGGUUACUUUAUUUCCAAAUAAUAACCUUAAUGUUGGAUUCAGUAUACUGAGCAGACAAGUUAAACUUACAUAAUUCAAAUUAUCAUAUAUAAGAUUACAUGAUUAUUUUACGUUGUCUCUGCAAUACAUGAGAUCAUUCACACCUGUGAAUUUCAAACUUGACAUGUUUUUGUUUGCAUGAUAUUACUAUAGCAUGUACAUAACUGCACGUGUGCCUAUUUCAUUCUUUAAACAAUGGGACAUAACACAUAAUCUUGUGAAUGUUCGAUAUUGAUAACCUGGAAUGGUGUCCUUAGUGUAUAUUGGGUGCAUGGAUGGUACGGCUAAGGACAGUUCGGUUAAGUAAGAAAUUUGUUACAAUUUGUUUCUCCCUGAUACAUGUUGCUAUCUUCUUAAAAGGACCAAUUAUUUUGUAACGUGCAUGUUAGAAAUUUAUACCUUGGGGUUUGUUUGAGUUGUUAGGGUGAAGCUCUAUUUUAAGAAACUCAAUCUCCUCUUCAUAUGUGUCAUCCACUGAAUGAAUUCCUGAUUCUACCAGACACAAGUCAAUAUAUGUGUUGUGUUUCACGUUUGAUAAAUUUCAAACUGACUUGUACUGAGCCCUUUCAGUGACCAAUGUUGCAGAGUCCUGGCAAUGGCUGUGUCUAACACCUGCUGCUUAUAUUAUAUGAACGGCAUUUUUGUGCUUCAAACAUAAAAUAACGCAAACUUG
Scylla paramamosain (green mud crab) is the source of this 2356-nucleotide messenger RNA. RefSeq names its product creatinase-like. Lineage: Eukaryota; Metazoa; Arthropoda; Malacostraca; Decapoda; Portunidae. Bases 126 to 1478 code for a protein of 450 amino acids. The record is from RefSeq and is a predicted model, not a curated record. The transcript has 9 exons.